GGUGACCUUACCGAUGGCGCUGCUGCGCAGACUUCUCCACGGGGUGACCAGGGCGAAGCGCUCCUGGGCCGGUAGGGAUUUGGACGUGGGGCAUGUGGGAGGGAUUGAGGGGAGUGCCCAGCGUGCGCCCUUGACGGUUGCCCCCUCCCUGUCCCGACCCUGUGCAGGCUCACUGGCCGGCAGCUGCCUAUCCGAUCCCAGCCUCUGGGACCGGCUCCACGCCCAGGCGCUGCCCGGAAGUCCCCCUAACUUCGACUGGUUUUUUGGCUACGAAGAGGUUCAGGGGCUUCUCCUGCCCCUACUUCAAAAAGGGGCUCCCCAGGGGUCAGCAGUGGCCCCCCUCAAGGUGCUGGAUGUGGGCUGUGGGACCUCGGAUUUGUGCUCUGGACUUUAUACCAAAUGCCGCCUGCCCUUGCAUGUCCUCGGGGUGGACUUUUCUCCAGUGGCUGUGUCUCACAUGAAGAGCUUGCUGGAAGGGCAUGGAGACCACCCUGAAUUGCGCCCCAAGCACCCUGCUUCCCGUCUGCGUUUCCUGCAGGCUGAUGCCAGGAAUCUGGGCUCUAUCUGUCCUUCUGGGUCCUUUCAACUGGUACUAGACAAGGGCACCUGGGAUGCUGUGGCCAGGGGUGGCCAAACCGGGGCACAGCAGCUGCUGUCUGAGUGUCUUCGGGUGCUGGCCCCCAAGGGCACCCUAGUGCAGUUCUCAGAUGAGGACCCUGAUGUUCGCCUGCCCUGCUUGGAGCGGGGAGCUGGCAGCAGAUUGGUGAUAGUACAUGAACUGGGACCCUUCAGGGGAGUCAACUAUUUUGCUUACUUGGUACAGGCAGCUCAAUAAAACCAAUU
This is a messenger RNA of Vombatus ursinus (common wombat), 843 nucleotides long. It is a transcript of the gene CSKMT, whose product is annotated as citrate synthase lysine methyltransferase. The coding region runs from base 14 to 835 and encodes 273 amino acids. The record is from RefSeq and is a predicted model, not a curated record. NCBI's taxonomy places the organism in Eukaryota, Metazoa, Chordata, Mammalia, Diprotodontia, Vombatidae. The transcript has a single exon.